AGAAGUAGAAGUAAGUAAAGAAGAAGAAAUAAAAAAGCAAGAGCAAGACACAGAAAUGCAAAAAGAGAAACAGCUGAAAUCAAAUGAAAAGAGAACAGUAACAACAGGAAUAGAUAUUAGAGAAGAAGAAAUGAGA
Molecule: messenger RNA, 136 nt
Organism: Acaulospora morrowiae
Lineage: Eukaryota; Fungi; Glomeromycota; Glomeromycetes; Diversisporales; Acaulosporaceae
Source: the annotation of a GenBank genome assembly